ACACGCGAGCAUGACUAAUCAAAAACUCAGCCCUUAAAUAAAAGGAGCAGCACUUCACUUCAAACAGGACCAACAACCACGCACUCCAUAACACACAGACUUUACUCUCCAGUCCACACCAGACAAUGGCUCCCUACACUCUUACAUACUUUGCAGUUAAAGGCAGAUGUGGUGCUCUGAAGAUGAUGCUGGCCGACUUUGGUCAACAGUUAAAUGAGAACCUGGUAUCCUUUGAUGAGUGGAUGAAGGGCGACCUGAAGAAAAACUUAGUCUUUGGACAGUUGCCUAAAUUUGAGGAUGGUGACCUGGUGCUGUAUCAGUCCAAUGCCAUACUAAGGCAUUUGGGUCGCAAACAUGGUGCAUAUGGAAAAAAUGACUCUGAGGCUUCUCUUAUUGAUAUGAUGAAUGAUGGAGUUGAAGAUAUUCGCAUGAAAUAUAUAAAGCUGAUCUACCAGGAAUAUGAGACUGGUAAAGAAGCAUACAUCAACGAUCUGCCCAACCAUCUCUGCAGGUUUGAUGCCAUUCUGGCCAAAAACAAGUCUGGAUUCCUGGUUGGUGAUAAGGUCUCGUUUGCAGAUUACAACCUGUUUGACUUGAUGUUGAAUCAUAAAGUCCUCUCUCCCACCUGUCUGGACUCGUUCUCUUCUAUCAAGGGCUUUGUGGAUAUGAUGUCUGCCCGUCCCAAAAUCAAGGCCCUCCUUGAGUCUGGCGACUUUAAGAAACUUCCCAUUAAUGGCAAUGGAAAACAGUGAUUGUGUAGCCUACUAAUGAACAUUUACACAUACAUUCGAUAUUACAAGUACUGAACUGGUGCUCUGUGAUUAGCUAAAUAUCCACUGUCUUUGAAUGAGUAUGUAUUUUGUGUGUUUAACUUUUUUUAUAUUGUUUACUAACUCCAUGUCCAUGUAUCAAUUAUAAAUAAAAGCCUGAAGCUUAAGAUGAAA
Molecule: messenger RNA, 944 nt
Organism: Xyrauchen texanus (razorback sucker)
Lineage: Eukaryota; Metazoa; Chordata; Actinopteri; Cypriniformes; Catostomidae
Product: glutathione S-transferase P-like
Exons: 7
Coding region: 126-752 (208 amino acids)
Biological process (GO): glutathione metabolic process
Cellular component (GO): cytosol
Molecular function (GO): glutathione transferase activity
Source: RefSeq, a predicted model, not a curated record